Molecule: messenger RNA, 737 nt
Organism: Neurospora crassa OR74A
Lineage: Eukaryota; Fungi; Ascomycota; Sordariomycetes; Sordariales; Sordariaceae
Exons: 2
Coding region: 207-587 (126 amino acids)
Source: RefSeq, a predicted model, not a curated record
AUCCCCACCUAAAUAGUGACCACUUACACCUGCUUCAUGUCUCAAUCGAAGCCAUGAAACUGCCCGUCUGAAGUUGUGCUCUUGUGUUUAGACCCUUCUCAAACACUUUUUCUCGUCUUGCCUGAGUUGUCAAUAAUCGAAAGCUAGUACCAUAGCUCUCUCUUCUCUUCCAUCACCACCAAUCCAUCUUCCACGGCACCAUCACCAUGUCAACAAACCCCAACACCGUCAGCCAACCCGGGGCCGAGGGACAAGAUCCCUCAGACUACAAGCCCCAGCUUGAUCAAAUUGCCGAGCAGAAAAGAAAGGGUCCAGAGGAGCAACAACAACCCCAACAAAGCGGAGGAAGCGGGAUCGUUGACAAGAUCUCGGAAUACGUUCCAGCAUCAGUUAGCGAAACGAUUGGACUAGGAAAGAAGCAGCAGCAGCAGCAGCAGCAGCAAGAAGAGAUGAAGCCCAAGGAAGAAGACCUCAGCGCUGUACCACCGCACCGUCCUCAUCACGAUGAACAGAUUCAAGAGUUCAUUAGGGAUCAGCAUCGGAGCAAGGAGAUUUUGGGUGAUGAUGAGGAGACAAAGGGUAAUUGAAGGGUUAGGGGCUGAGGAGUGAUAAGUAAUUAGCAAGCGGGAGGGGGUUCGAAAGAUACUUGGCGAAGUGCGCUUUCAACAAUGACCAUCACAUGUUCAAACUACCUAUCUCUACAAUCGUCUCUUUUAACUCUUGAAAUUCUCUGAAAU